Molecule: messenger RNA, 1066 nt
Organism: Hymenoscyphus albidus
Lineage: Eukaryota; Fungi; Ascomycota; Leotiomycetes; Helotiales; Helotiaceae
Source: the annotation of a GenBank genome assembly
AUGUCUGCUUCUUCCCCACGAAAGCAAGAACUUCCCAUCUACGACACCCACGCCCGCACCCAGCGAAACUCGGACCAAAAUUCAGUCAAUUCCCAUCGAUCAUCCUUUCGUCCCCUACCAAACCCACGAUCUGACCAGCAUCCAAACAAAGGGCAUCGCAGAGGCAUUAUAGCAGAGAAUUUCAAUAGAAAAGCAAUAAAAUGUCACUUCGUCGCUGCAUCUGGGGAAUUUAUAGGAACGAUGAUGUUCCUUUACUUCGGGUUCGCGACUCAUAUCAUGUCGAUUCUUGAAGUCAAGCCGGGGGAAGGUGUGACUCCACAAACGGUGGUUUUCGUUAGUCUGGGAUAUGGUUUUAGUUUACUUGUUACCGUGUGGGUGUGGUAUCGGAUAAGCGGUGGAUUGUUCAAUCCUGCGGUUUAUUUCCCCCCCCCCUUUUCCACUUCCAAUUCCACUCCUAGUACUAAUUCUUAUAAAGGUAACCCUCGGUCUCAUCCUCUCAGGUUGUCUUCCUCCAGUCAGGGGACUUAUUCUUUUCCCCGCUCAAAUCCUCGGCGCUAUCGCUGCUGCAGGGCUGGUAGAAGGCAUGUUCCCUGGCCCAAUAUCACUAGUCAAUACCACCCUUCGAACGGGAACUAGUAUCACGCAAGGGCUGUUUAUUGAGAUGUUCCUUACCUGUCUCUUAAUAAUUACCGUUCUUAUGCUUGCGGCAGAAAAAAGCAAGGACACAUUUAUUGCGCCAGUUGGCAUUGGACUUGCACUUUUUGUCGCUGAAAUUGCUGGUUUGUUUCCCCUCUCAUACUUCCCCAUCUCUAGUGCCAUAUUUCGUAUGCUAACAUAUGAACGCCUAGGUGUCUUCUACACGGGUGGCUCUCUGAAUCCAGCUAGAAGCUUCGGACCCGCCGUUGUAUCGGGCGUAUUUCCAACUUAUCAUUGGAUCUACUGGGUUGGGCCGGGAAUGGCGGGAGUACUCACGACAGGGUAUUUUAGGCUAGUCAAGGCGUUGAAUUAUGAAGAGGCGAAUCCAGGGCAGGAUUCGGCGGGAGGGGAUUUGGGGCAUAAUACGUAG